Molecule: messenger RNA, 495 nt
Organism: Durusdinium trenchii
Lineage: Eukaryota; Dinophyceae; Suessiales; Symbiodiniaceae
Source: the annotation of a GenBank genome assembly
AUGCCAAAGCCAAGGUCCCACAUGCCAAGAGAUUUGAUGGUCACAACAAAGGGAGUUGGCAGGCUACAUCAAAGAUGGCCAGAACAGCUUGCCCGCGGAGAGGAAGGGCAGUUGGCUCUUGCUCCCAACUUGAGAAGCGCAGAAGGCCCCUCGGCGAGGACGGGUUUUUCUCCGCUUGACAUUGCUGACGGUAUGUGCUAUCAGUGCUUGAUGCUGUAUCAGGCACCAUCACCAGCUACCUUGGCCACAGAGGACACAGCGAGGCAGCGAGGUGUGCAUGAGGUCUUCGACGGAGCGGCCAGAGAUCGUGGUUUGAGGAUGACUGGGCAGGCGGAGCUUCUGAAACUGGCUUCGUGUGGGAAGGUGCAUGGGUGUGGACGGGGUUGUGGAAGGAAGGAAAGGGGCGCGAGACGGGAGGCGCGUGGGUGUGGACGGGGGACUAUAUAUAUAUAUAGAGAGAAUUAUAGAGAUACAUCCAACCUCCAACCCGACUAA